Messenger RNA from Cucurbita moschata (crookneck pumpkin), 2640 nucleotides. Its product is annotated as pentatricopeptide repeat-containing protein At1g34160. Gene Ontology annotation, biological process: RNA modification. The coding region runs from base 467 to 2197 and encodes 576 amino acids. NCBI's taxonomy places the organism in Eukaryota, Viridiplantae, Streptophyta, Magnoliopsida, Cucurbitales, Cucurbitaceae. Gene Ontology annotation, molecular function: zinc ion binding; RNA binding; protein binding. The record is from RefSeq and is a predicted model, not a curated record. The transcript is spliced from 3 exons.
GUUUUAGGGUUUCUUUCGUGCUUCGAUGCAACCUGUUAAUGUUCGAUUUGCUGCAUUUUUCCAUUGUAGUGACAUUGUGCUUCUUCUGUGUUGCAAGAAGCUUUUUGGCCAUCUGAACUUCUGGGAUGUAAGGAUUAAGGGACGGAGCCGAACAUUCUCUUGACAAUAAAGCCACUGGAGAAAUCGAAAUAAUCUCAGGUUAGUUAAGGAGUUUCAAGCGUUCGAUGAAACCUAAUCAAGUCUUCAAUCCUAGCUUCUUCUUCUCCAAGGCAGGGUUUAGGUUUGAUCGUCUACUCUCAUUUCAACUUAUUAUGAACAGACGAAGUCUAGGUAGAGCCGUACUAAUGUUCGAUUCCAAUCAAUUGAUCUUACAGGGAUUAGAGGAUGAAAAUUAGAAGCUAUACUCCCAACUUGCAAAGCCAACAAGUUUAGGUCGCGAGCCCUUUUACUGCGGAGAGAACGGCGAAUGGCCUACUUCGAUCUCCUGUUGCAGAAGUGCUCUUCCUUCUCGCAAAUCAAGCAACUCCAAGCAAACCUCAUCACCAAUGGCCAUUUUCACUUCUCUUCCUCUCGCACCAAGCUUCUCGAGCUCUGCGCCAUCUCCCCCUUCGGCGACCUUUCUCAUGCCCUCCAUAUUUUCCGCCAUAUCCACUCCCCUUCCACCAAGGAUUGGAACGCCGUCAUUCGCGGCACCGCCUUGAGCUCCAAUCCCUCAAAUGCCAUUUUCUGGUACAGAACCAUGACCGCGUCAAAUGGGCCUCAUAGAGUCGACGCUCUCACCUGCUCCUUUGCCCUCAAAGCUUGUGCGCGUGCGUUGGCCCGUUCUGAAGUGAUGCAAUUGCAUUCACAGGUUUUGCGAUUUGGGUUCGAUGCUGAUGUUCUCCUACAGACUACAUUGCUUGAUGCGUACGCAAAAGUUGAGGAUCUUGAUCAGGCCCAGAAGGUGUUCGACGAAAUGCCAGAACCAGAUAUCGCCUCGUGGAAUUCUCUGAUUGCUGGGUUUGCUCAAGGGGGUCGACCAAGCGAUGCUAUAGACUUGUUUAAGAGAAUGAAGGAGGAUGGGAAUUUGAGGCCCAAUGAAGUAACCGUUCAAGGUGCUCUCUCGGCGUGUUCCCAAUUGGGUACUUUGAAAGAAGGUGAGAAUGUUCGCAAAUACAUAGCAGAGGAGAAUUUAGACACAGUUGUGCAGGUUUGUAAUGUUGUUAUUGAUAUGUAUGCUAAAUGUGGAUCUGUGGAUAAAGCUUAUUGGGUGUUUGAGAAUAUGAGAUGUGAGAAAAGUUUAAUCACAUGGAAUACAAUGAUAAUGGCAUUUGCAAUGCAUGGUGAUGGACACAAAGCGUUAGAUCUUUUUGAAAAGUUGGGUCGAUCUGGUAUAUAUCCUGAUGCAAUAUCAUAUCUAGCGGUGCUAUGCGCCUGUAACCACGCAGGGCUCAUAGAGGAUGGACUUAAGCUCUUCAAUUCAAUGGUGCAAAGGGGUGUGGCGCCAAAUAUAAAGCAUUACGGAGUAGUGGUCGAUUUGUUGGGUCGAGCCGGGCGUCUGAAAGAAGCUUAUGAAAUUGUAAGUUCAAUGCCUUUUCCUAAUAUGGUUCUGUGGCAGACUUUGCUUGGUGCUUGCAGGACUUAUGGGGAUGUAAAAAUGGCAGAGAUGGCAUCUAGGAAGCUAGUAGAGAUGGGCUUUAUUAGCUGUGGUGAUUUUGUUCUGUUGUCGAACGUGUAUGCUGCUCGUCGGAGAUGGGAUGACGUUGGGCGAGUUAGGGAUGCCAUGAGAAGAAGGGAUGUGAAGAAGACGCCUGGAUUUAGUUACAUAGAAGUGAAAGGUAAUAUGCACAAAUUUCUUUAUGGCGACCGAAGCCAUUCGAGUUGUCGUGAAAUUUAUGCAAAGCUUGAUGAGAUCAUGUUUAGGAUCAAAGCCAUUGGAUAUACAGCUGAAACUGGUAAUGUAUUGCAUGAUAUUGAGGAGGAGGACAAGGAGAACGUGCUGUGUUAUCAUAGUGAGAAGCUUGCUGUAGCCUUUGGAUUAUCUUGUACUGAAGAAGGGACCCCAAUCCAAGUGAUUAAGAAUUUAAGGAUUUGUGGGGAUUGUCAUGUUGUGAUUAAGCUAAUAUCAAAGAGUUAUAAUCGAGAAAUUUUCGUAAGGGACCGAACUCGAUUUCACCGGUUUAAAGAUGGUUUGUGUUCUUGCAAAGAUUAUUGGUGAUACUUAUUGGCGCAAAGGUUCUAAAAUAGAGACGUUUUCUUGGAAAAUGUCCUGUAUCUCGCCCAUCAUGAGUUGGCUUAUAAUAAGCGUCGGGAAUGAGUUCAAUUCGAGGUGAACGCCUACUUAGGAUUUAAUGUCCUAUGAGGAUCAAACCGUUGUUCUGUGAAAUUAGUUGAGGUACAUGACUUUGAACGGAUAUGAUGUUCAAAAAGAAAAUAAUGCCCAUAUGGCAAGUGUAGGAAUUAUUUAGAUCUUUCAUUGAUUCAAGGUCUAAGAGGCAUGGGGCGUCGAGACCGAGGAAGAAGGCAGCUGUGGAUAAUGGAACAUAGGAGUCGAUACCGAGGAAGAAGGCAGCUGUGAAUAAUGGAACAUAGGAGUUGAGACCGAGGAAGAAGGCAUCUGUGAAUAACGCAACAUAGGAGUUGAGACCGGCAGCUGUGAAU